AUGCUCUUCACCAUUUGCCAAAGCUUGCCAAAUUUGCAUAUUCUCCACGAUGAUGAGUGCUACUUUUCGGAGGAUGAUGACCUGGAGGAGGAGUUUGAGACUUGCCGACCAAGAGACAGACAAAUCUCAGUGGAGUAUGACCCAGACAAUGAUGACUACCAGAUCCAAGUCAUACCAGAAGUGCCCGAAGAAAUUGCACUCAUGGAGGAGCAGCUCAUCAAGAAGCAAGUUGCCAAGCUCCAAAUCAGAAUGGACCAAGGAGGCUAG
This is a messenger RNA of Durusdinium trenchii, 267 nucleotides long. The record is from the annotation of a GenBank genome assembly. Lineage: Eukaryota; Dinophyceae; Suessiales; Symbiodiniaceae.